Molecule: messenger RNA, 1187 nt
Organism: Protopterus annectens (West African lungfish)
Lineage: Eukaryota; Metazoa; Chordata; Ceratodontiformes; Protopteridae
Gene: EXOSC4
Product: exosome component 4
Exons: 3
Coding region: 101-838 (245 amino acids)
Biological process (GO): poly(A)-dependent snoRNA 3'-end processing; nuclear mRNA surveillance; rRNA catabolic process
Cellular component (GO): nucleolus; cytoplasmic exosome (RNase complex); nuclear exosome (RNase complex)
Source: RefSeq, a predicted model, not a curated record
ACUACAAUUCCCGAGAAGUAUCGUGACACGCGGAAACGGAGUAAGAGGCGUGGUUUUCUUUUUCUAACAUGUGGAAAGAAGUAACUGCAGUAGUGUAAACAUGGCUGGAUUGGAACUUCUUUCUGACCAGGGAUUUAGGAUAGAUGGCAGAAAAGCAACUGAACUUCGUAAAAUUCAGGGACGAAUGGGGGUGUUUGCCCAAGCUGACGGAUCAGCUUACAUCGAACAAGGAAACACCAAGGCGCUAGCGGUUGUGUACGGGCCCCACGAGAUCCGUGGCUCUAGAAGUAAAAGUUUGCAUGAUAAAGCAACAAUAAACUGCCAAUACAGCAUGGCAACUUUUAGCACAGGGGAACGUAAGAGACGUCCACAUGGUGAUCGCAAAUCCAAUGAAAUGACACUGCAUCUUAAGCAGACUUUUGAAGCAGCAAUACUAACACAGCUGUAUCCUCGCUCUCAAAUUGACAUCUAUGUCCAGAUUCUUCAGUCUGAUGGUGGAAAUUACUGUGCCUGUGUGAAUGCUGCAACACUGGCUGUCAUUGAUGCUGGCAUUCCAAUGAAGGACUAUGUGUGUGCCUGCUCAACUGGAUUUAUUGAGGAAACUCCACUGGUUGACCUUUGCUAUGUGGAAGAGUCUGCAGGUGGACCUCAGAUUGCUCUGGCCCUGCUCCCUAAAUAUGACCAGAUUGCCUUGCUAGAAAUGAAUGCUCGACUUCAUGAGGACCAUUUGGAGGGUGUGAUUGACUCUGCAGCAAAAGCAUGCAAGGAUGUGUAUGCUGUACUUGACAGGAUCGUGAGAGAGCAUUUACAGGAGGUCACUGCUCUUCUUGGAGAGUAGAAUAAAAGGUUUCUGGUUACAAUUCAGCAGAUUAUCAUCAAGUCCAAAAGGUUGUAAUUUUCAAGUAGUUUCCAGUGAACUGAGGGAUUCCUGAAAGUCACAGCCAUAUUUGAAAGAGACUGUGUUUAAGUAACCUAUGACAAUUUUCAAGUCUGAUUUUAUGUUAAUUUCCAGGUUUCAUUUUUGAAAUGUUAAUUUCCAGAUUUUUGUGUGAGUAUGUAAACAUAACAGUCAUUGUAUAAUCUCACUGCAGUAGUUGCAGUUGCAGAACUACAGUUUUCAGAGACAGAUUUUGUACAUUUCUCAUGUUCCGCAUUUACUAUUAAAGCGCACUGGUCUUUAAUCUUUA